This is a messenger RNA of Seriola aureovittata, 3421 nucleotides long. RefSeq names its product karyopherin alpha 1 (importin alpha 5) (gene kpna1). Bases 100 to 1716 code for a protein of 538 amino acids. Gene Ontology annotation, biological process: postsynapse to nucleus signaling pathway; NLS-bearing protein import into nucleus. The transcript has 14 exons. NCBI's taxonomy places the organism in Eukaryota, Metazoa, Chordata, Actinopteri, Carangiformes, Carangidae. Gene Ontology annotation, cellular component: nucleoplasm; cytoplasm; nucleus. The record is from RefSeq and is a predicted model, not a curated record. Gene Ontology annotation, molecular function: protein binding; nuclear import signal receptor activity.
UUGAACAUCCCGCAUGCGCAGUAGCAUACCGGCGACGGCUGUAAGAACGGUGGCCUAGCAAAGAAGGGGAUUACAGAGCCCGAUUUGACAGGCUACACAAUGAGUCAAGGUAAGGACAAUGCACGACUUAAGAGCUACAAGAACAAGUCUCUCAACACAGAUGAAAUGAGAAGAAGGAGGGAAGAGGAAGGCCUACAGCUCCGCAAACAGAAGAAGGACGAACAGCUGUUUAAGAGGAGGAAUGUUGCCACAGUUGAGGAUGAUGGCCCCCUGGAGGACGAUGGGAUGGCCGAUAGCGGCUACCUGGAGUCCCAGGCUAACAACAUGGACCCACUCAUGGGUGGGGUGAUCUCUGAAGAUAUGACUCAAAUGAUCUUCUCCAGUUCGCCUGAGCAGCAGCUAAUAGGCACUCAGCGCUUUAGGAAACUCCUCUCUAAAGAACCAAACCCACCUAUUGAUGAAGUCAUUGCCACUCCAGGGGUAGUGGAGCGGUUUGUUGAGUUCCUGAAGAGGAGAGAAAACUGCACAUUGCAGUUUGAGGCUGCAUGGGUGUUGACCAACAUUGCAUCAGGUACAUCCCAUCAGACACGGGUGGUCAUCCAGGCAGGAGCUGUGCCCAUAUUCAUAGAGAUGCUCAGCUCGGACUUUGAAGACGUACAGGAACAAGCAGUGUGGGCCUUGGGAAACAUAGCAGGAGAUAGCACAGAAUGCAGAGACUUUGUCAUAGACUGCAACAUUCUGCCUUCCCUGGUGCAGUUAUUGGCCAAACAGAAUCGUCUAACAAUGAUGAGGAACGCGGUGUGGGCGCUCUCAAACCUAUGCAGAGGGAAGAACCCACCCCCAGACUUCACUAAGGUGUCCCCAUGUCUCAGUGUACUGUCUUGGCUGCUGUUCGUCAACGACACAGACAUCCUGGCUGACGCAUGCUGGGCGCUUUCCUACCUAUCUGAUGGCCCCAAUGACAAAAUCCAGGCUGUUAUUGACUCAGGAGUUUGUCGCAGGCUGGUGGAAUUACUGAUGCAUUCUGAUUAUAAGGUGGUAUCCCCUGCAUUGCGAGCUGUUGGGAACAUAGUGACUGGAGAUGAUCUGCAGACACAGGUGAUCCUGAACUGCUCGGCGCUGCAGUCCCUACAUCACCUCCUGAGCAGCCCCAAGGAGUCAAUCAAGAAGGAAGCCUGCUGGACUAUCUCCAACAUCACUGCAGGAAACCGAGCACAAAUACAGAUGGUGAUAGAUGCCGGUCUGCUGCCUCCUCUCAUCACUAUCCUGCAAGUAGCAGAGUUUCGCACAAGGAAGGAGGCAGCAUGGGCCAUUACCAAUGCCACCUCGGGGGGCUCUGCAGAGCAAAUCAGGCACUUAGUGGAGCUGGGCUGCAUAAAACCAUUGUGUGACCUGCUCACACUUAUGGACUCCAAAAUAGUUCAGGUGGCUCUAAACGGCCUAGAGAACAUCUUGCGACUGGGAGAACUGGAGGCCAAGAGAGGAGGAGGAAUCAACCCCUACUGUGCACUCAUCGAAGAGGCCUACGGCCUGGACAAGCUGGAGUUCCUGCAGGGUCACGAGAACCAGGAAAUCUACCAGAAAGCCUUCGACCUGAUCGAACGCUACUUCAACACUGAAGACGAGGACCCGUCUCUGGCUCCGGCCGUCGACCUGCAGCAGCAGCAGUUCCUCUUCCAGCAGUGCGAGGCCCCGAUGGAGGGCUUCCAGCUAUAAUGCUGAAUCCUCCCUCUCCCCCUGUGCUCCACCUUCAUCCUCACCUCUGCUCAUUUCUCUCGCUCUCUGCCCACUGCCAUGAUCAAGGGCGACGACGACGACCCUCGGCAAUUGAUUUUAAUCAUUAUCAUGAUUAUGAAAAAUUUAACAUUACAGGAGCACGUGUGUGUGCGCGUACGUCCAACGUGGGUCAAGUUCCGCAGUCUUGUCAGCCAGUUCGUGAAGGUUUCACUCAUCAUUCUGUCUUGCGCUGAGCUCACCUCUGCGCCUAAUUCCUCAGCACCUGGAGCCCUACUACCUGCUCAGGCCCCAGCAUCUCCUACUAGCAGAUUUUCCCGUAACACCACCCUCGUCUUACUUUUUUGGAAUUCCUCCUCAGAUCAUCCCAAAUGAAAAGCACUUCUCCGUGUUCCCGUAGGAUUGGCGAUCCCUAUCUCUGAGUCAGUGGGAGUUUCAGGACUGCACUGCUUGUCUGAUUGAAGCAUUAAUGACUCGCAAGACAGACAACCAUGGACGUGAUUUUACCCCCCUCCCACACACGCACACACACACACACAGAGAAGAAUGAUCCAACCUAAACACUGGACUGACCAUGAGACGUUGACCACAUAUUUAAAUGUGGUCACUGGACUGAAUUGCCCACAGCGGGGCUACGUGGCCAGUCCCAAACCUCGGACUCAACUGACCUCUACAAAACGCACUUAAACGACUCAAAAAAAAAAAAAAAAAAGGGGGUGAAUUACCUCCUCUCCGGCCAUUGGAUAAGUGACCACAGAUGGACAAAUUAGGAACCUGACUGUGUCGCUGAGGGGUGGAGCUUGUUGGUUACAGACCAGGCUGCUUGCGAUCCCUCCUGGAUUCUCAUAUCAUGCAUUCCUCUAUCCAGUAAUGGGACUUUUCCUCCUGCACAGGCUCCAUCCUGAAGAGUUUAGACUGCCUCCUGCCUCUGGUGUGAUGUGAAUAACCCCAUGGAACCAUGGGAUUUGGAGUCUUCCCUCGCACUGAGACAAUUGGACAGACUUGGACAAGACAAAACAGACUAUUUAACCCUGGAUUCUGUCCAGCAGCAGACCAGCGGGAAUUUUUAUUAUCUUUACCAUACUUUCAUUUCAUUUGCAGCACUUUAGUUCAGGACUGAUGCCUCAUUGAGAGUAUACCAUAGUUUUUACAUUAACUAUUUAAUUGGUUGAUGACACGGCUCUUCCCUCCUCAGGAAGCGAGGUGUUGAGGUGUGAUCUGUAUCCUCGGUCCCUUUCUGGUGUAACAAGGAUUACAAUGUACUUCACUGUUUACCCUUCCUACAGAGGGACUCAAGCAGAUUGUGGACUGAAACUGUUAGCACACUAAUCAGUAGAUCAUACUGCCUCAGCAAAGCUACAAGAACAAGAAGUAAAUCAAACCCUCUUUGGAAAAUUGGCUGUUUAGGUUAGCAUCUGUCAUGUUGCUGAUGGUGCCAUAAUCCUUAUUCUACAGAAAAUCCUUCCAGAUAAUUUCAACGAAAAUCCAGAUUAAAACUUGAAAAUACUGGUGAUCAUCUUAGUUAGCUAAACUGAAUGUUUGUUUACUAAGUCCUCUUUACAUUGCUUACUUUUUGUCGAAAUCUCUGCAAGAGAUGACCAGCUCUACAUGUACAUUACUGUUUGUUGUAUUGUUUGUGCAACUGUCCUGUUAUGCCAUUUGCAUAAAAGCCGUUUCAUGAACCAUA